This is a messenger RNA of Darwinula stevensoni, 3562 nucleotides long. The record is from the annotation of a GenBank genome assembly. NCBI's taxonomy places the organism in Eukaryota, Metazoa, Arthropoda, Ostracoda, Podocopida, Darwinulidae.
UUUCAUGAAAACAUGAAUCAUGAAAGUUGGAUGGAGGUAUUUAAAAAAAUAUAGUCGCCUCUCUUCCCCCCCCCCCCCUCUUUUACUUCUUUUGGGAGACACGAUGUAGAUGUACUUGCUUAAAUCUUCUUCCUCCAAGCCAGAAUGGGACAGGAGGCAUGUGCCCCCUACGAAGUAUAAGCAAUAACCUGUGACAACUGUUUCACGUAACUGUUAUGUUGUUUGGUCUAUUUCAAGGUUCUAGGGCAAUUCAUGUAGAGCAGAAGCGUGGGGAGAUUGGCCAUCAUGGACCAGGGGCAGAAAUUGAAAUCUGUCAACAGAAUCUUAAUGCCACUGUUGCCGGCAGUCAACUUGAUUCCUGCUAAAGGGUCCCUUAAUGGUGAAAAUGUGGCAUUGUCAAUGGCAAACAGUUCUUUCUUGCCCCGAAAGGCACAAGGCACAAUGAAUUUUGCAACUGUUGGUAAUGUUGCCAGUAUCUUGAGUACAGAAAUCCCCACUACCAUUAUUCGACCUCCUGUAGUAUCUGCUCAAAACCAAGUGGACUUUGGCAAUCCUGGAUCUACCUUCAUGAUCUCUCUCCCCAAAGGAACUACUUGCAAUACAAAUGCAUCAAAGCCAAAGAUGUUCAAUGCUGCAAGUGAAAGUUCUUCAGGCCCUCUUCUCCCGGGGUGUGAUGAGGUUGACCUUUUCCAGUGUGGAAAAUGCAAGAAGCAAUUCUUCAACCUCAGUGAUUUCAUGCUCCAUAAGAAAGCCUGUAGAGGAAUUUUGGGUUUGGAAAGGAUGAACAAGUCAUCCAUUGAUUUCCAAGAGGAACAGUAUUCAUCUCAAACUGGAGGUCCCUGUGGGCAGUCUUCACCAGAUUCAGAGUUUGCUGUGGAUGCAUCUAAUCAAGUCCCGGAAGACGAGUUGAUAUACUCUUCCACUGAAGAUGGUGCACAAGUUUCACAGCAUCUGGUAUUGACAGAGACUGACAUUCAGGCCUUGAAUUUGGAUAUAGAUUCUGCUGCACUUAUGAAUGGCUCGGUGGAGACUACAUUCACGAUAGCACCAGAUGGUACUGUUAGCAUCAGGGCUCCUCCUGUGAUGCCAAUCAUGAUGUUGAAUGAAGGAUUCCUGGAGGUAGCUGCAGGAGUUGGAGCUGGAAGUCUGACUGCUAAUUCAAAUUCCUGUCAGAUAGGGUCCAGAUCAGAUCUGAUAAGCUCUGUUACUGUUCUCCAGGAUGAUAAAGGAUUUGAUGAAUCCAGUGAUCAGUCUACACAUUCCAAUCAUGGAAAUGUAGACAGGAAGAAAUUCCAGUGUCCAGUCUGUCAGAAGUCAUUUUCAAAGAACUUUGAUGUAAAACAACACUUGAGGACUCACACAGGAGACAAACCGUUCCAAUGUGUAGUGUGUGGUCGUGCUUUUGCUCAGAAAUCAAAUGUUAAGAAGCAUAUGGCUAGUCACAAGGUGUGGCCAAAUACUUUGAGGAAAACUUUGCCUGUCCAACCAAUUCGUAAGAUCAAGAUGCCUCUACCACAAGGAACCACAAACAACUCUCCAGUAGUUCGUUUUCGUACAGUGGAAACAGUGGCACCUGGGUUGAGAGUGACUUCAGAGGAGAAAGACAAUGGUGUUGUUCAUGUCAUUGUGGACAACUCAUACAUCUGCCAGUUUUGUCAGAGUAAUUUCGCAUCCUACAACGAAAUGAAGAAACAUAUGCAAAUUCAUGCCAAGGACAAGGUGUAUUGUUGCAUCCAGAAAGACUGCAAACAUACAACAUCAAACUUGGAGGAGUUUCUGAAUCAUGUCCAUGGUCAUAAGGAAAACAUGGAAUAUCAUUGCCAUGACUGUGGAGAAGUUUUCACAUCACUCUCGCAAUUGGGGCUUCAUCAGAGGAAUGAACACCCACCAAAACUGCCUUCUUCUGAUGAAAAGACUGUACCAAAUGUGUUCACCUGUCAGAAAUGCCCAGCUAAGUAUGCCACAGCUGAAGCUUUGAAGAGCCAUAUGGUAACAGAAUCUCAUCAUCAUCCAUGCAUCAACUGUCAGAAGGUGUUCUCUUGUGAACGACUUCUUAGACGACAUCUUCAAAUUCAUUCAACUAUGAAUCGCUUCAAGUGUACAGUCUGUGACAAGUCUUUCAAACGUCUGCACUAUCUCCGGGUUCAUGAAGUCAUCCAUAAGCCUGACAAGCCAUUUAAGUGCUCUGACUGUUGUGCUUCGUUCAGUCGCAAGGAUCGGUUGAAGAGGCACGAGACUAUUCAUGAAAAGGUGGCUCGAUUCAAAUGCCCCUUCCAAAGUCACACUGGCUGCAAGAAAGAGUUCAGGCGCCCAGAUAAACUCAAGGCCCACAUCCUGACCCAUAGCUCUUCCAAACCAUUCCGCUGCAAGUCUUGUGAUAAGACCUUUGCCAAGAGAGUGACUUUGAGGACACACACAAAGCUUGUACAUAUCAAAUCAGGUGUGACCUCUCAAGACACCUCUGUGCCUCGUGAUUCUGCUGAGAAAGAAGACAAGAUCUUCUGCUGUCCUUCUUGCCAUAAGGGUUUUGGGAACAAGGUGCAUCUCGCUGUGCAUGUGUGCUCCAAGAAGCCCAAAGAAGAGAAAGAUCUUGAAGAAGUCCAGGUUGAUGAAUCCAGUUCUGAUUCAUAGUACACCAUAGGUAGAGCUUGUCCUGGCUGGCAGGAGUUCAUGCUGUGUUAUGAAAAGGUUUCUCUAUCCUGUUUCACCUCUCAUCCGUCACUGGAGAGCUUCCAGUACUGUGGUGGUUGUGUCAGGUAAAGUUUCUUAGUUUAUGUAGUACAAGUACAUUUCUGUUUUUUUUCUUGUGUUUCUGUGCAGUUUCCCUGCAUAUGAAGAAGAAAACAUGGAAUGGACCCCCUCUUCUUGGAAGCAGAAAAUAAAUCUCACUAGUCAAUUUGCUGAUGCAGUUUUCUAUUGGUCCAUGAAAAAAAAUUUGCCCUAUGCACCACCUGAGAUUGCUGGAGUCAUUAUGGUCUCAAAAUAAAAAACUUUUAAGUCAGGUAGUGAAACAUCUAAACUCGGCUUCUGAUGUAAAUCAUGAAAUCGACAUGAUUCAAGAUUAAUAUUUAAAUGACGGUGAGGUGAUACUCAUGAAAGCUGAAAUUUCAUUGUGAAAUCAUCUUUUUCCACCAAAGUAUUGAAUUGUGAUUUCAAGUCAUGAUCACCAAAUCACAAAUUAGAUCAAAUGCUGAUACUGCUUUUAGUUACUGAGACAUGAUGCAGAUGCAAUCCAGUAUACGAUUUAAAUAAGAUUAGAAUAAAAUCGUGAUUUUGCCAACCUAUAAUUUAAGGACCAUAAAAGGGUAACUGAAAGAGUUUAAAUCAAUAAAACUUACUGAACAAAAUCAAAAUGCAUGUAACUAGUCCAGCAUGGUCUCAGUCAGUGCAUAGGACCUUGUGCAGUGGAAGUAUUUGGUGUUUGCAGUUUAAGCAUGGUGAUUAUUUAUAUAUUUGUACUGUCUGAUUCCAAUCAGCUCCCUGAUAUUCAGUGGUUGUGUCUGUAUUGUUGUCAUGUGCUCAUUGUAUUCUCAUUGACAAAAAAAAAAAAACAAAAUGGGAC